GCGUCAGUUACCUCAGACUGUUCUCUUGAGAUCCGGAACUGCCAUCUUGGGCAAAAUGGCCAACAUACUGGCCAACAUUGUGGCGAGGAGCACCCUCCUCAGUGCUCUGGAGGAGAAGAGGCGCCAACAGAUGAAGAAAUUCCUGCUCCAUCGGCUGUUCUUUGUCGCGCUGUUGCGAGAAAAUGCGGAGAGCGCAGAUGUCACAGCAUACCAUGAGCAACUUUUCCAGAGGAUUUCCAAGGUCCACCUAGGGGAGUCCCCCUCAGGCAUCCUCCUCAUCUACUCUCACUGUCUUCUGCACAUUCUAGAGAUUCUUUCAUAUGAAUCUGCCCAGGCUCCAAGAUCUUCAGGAAAGGCCCUUCUCUCCAUCCUACCACCCUCACAGACAAGCUUAGUGGGGACGCAUGAGAGGGCCUUUUUUGUGGCUGCUCCCAGACUUUGGAACUCCCUUCCUAGAGAAGCCAGACUGGCUCCCUCCUUGCUGUUCUUCGACUGGCAGGCAUCCAGCGGCACACUCUACCAUAUCCUUAUGGACUUGGCAGCUGUUGAAAAUCAAGACUCAAAACUCUUCAACCAGUGGUACGCCACAGCAGUGGAAGUCCCAGUAACUCUCGAAGACGUUACACAGACCCAGACGACAGAAGAAGUGAUCACAGAAUGCCUUACCCUCAACCUGAAACUGGGAGUUUAUCUUGCGACUCUCAAGGUGGGCAAUAAAGGCCUCAGCGAUUGUCUCCACACGGUCGUGCCGGAACUUCUGAUGCCAGCAGAAACCAUCCAGUAUUUGUGCAAGGCUAAGGAGUGCCUCAGUCCAGAGGAGUUUCUGAAGAUAUACAACAAUCCUUUGCAGCCUAAAAUGGAUUCAGAAUGUGUGUGGCCUACUCCUACUCAUAUGAUUUCAUGAAACCUUCCAAACUGCCAGUGUUUUCAUGGGUAGCAAUUCAAGGGUGCUAUUAACUUGCAGAAUUGGCUAGGAAUGCCAACGUCCAUUAAAUCUCCUUCCAGCACACAUGGUCAAGGGUCAAGGCAGCAAUAAACGUGUUAGUGAAGCCAGGUGUUGCCUACAGUUUCUGUGUCCAUUUAUAAACAUAGGGACUGUAAAUGAAAUUCAACAAGGUGUGUCUCUUCUGAGUGGCUGCACUCUCUAAAUUAGAGACUGCACUCAAGUUCUGCUCUCCUACCACUAAGAGACUUACAAAAAGCGAAACCACAUCUUUGCCUACUGCUUCACUUUCAGUGAAUUAGUAUUUUUAUGUACACAUGCAUGCAUACACACUAUUGUGGAAUUAGCCAGUGUAGAGGGGGAGUAAAUCCUAUUUGGCUCACACUGUUCCCCCACCCCUGAAUGUGAUAUUCGAAGGGAGUGAUGCCCCUCCCAGUGUGGGGAGCUGUUCUGGUGGCGUACCAUUUUAAUUAGAAGACAUUUUCCUUACAGUAGCAGAAGUGAGAAUAAUUUUACUAAGCACAUGACUCCAAAGUGAUGUUUCCAAAAAAGAAAAGAAAACUGCUUUCCAAUUCCAACUCAUUUAUAACAACUGAAAGUAAAUACACAAAGUUUUCCAAAGUUUUCAGCUUGACAGCAGCUGUUUUUAUGGGUGUUACAGAAACCAAAGCAGGGGUGGUUAAUACAAAUAACUAUGAAAACCAAAGGGGGGGGGGAGUAAAUAACAACACUGGACGAGAGAGAGAGAGAGAGAGAGAGAGAGAGAGAGAGAGAGAGAGAGAGAGAAGCACUGAAAUGGUUAGAGAGACAGUACGUUUCCUUCUACAGUAUAACAGUCCAUCAAGGCACAAGGAUUUUCUCCACUGCCAGGGCAAAAGGGACUGAGAACCAGCAGUCUCCUCCUGCCAGCACACGUGGAGGUUGAGGGUUGAUUUUUUUUGUUUUUUUGGUUCAUAUUUUAACAAAGUCUGCAGCAUGUCAGAGACGGAACGUCUCUUGUGAGCCAUCUCCUUGGUAAGAGCAAAAAAAAAAAAAAAAAAAAAAAAAAAAAAAAGAAUUAAGA
Messenger RNA from Podarcis raffonei (Aeolian wall lizard), 2006 nucleotides. RefSeq names its product testis-expressed protein 47-like. Lineage: Eukaryota; Metazoa; Chordata; Lepidosauria; Squamata; Lacertidae. The record is from RefSeq and is a predicted model, not a curated record. The transcript is spliced from 8 exons. Bases 56 to 904 code for a protein of 282 amino acids.